This is a messenger RNA of Vollenhovia emeryi, 15954 nucleotides long. It is a transcript of the gene trol, whose product is annotated as basement membrane-specific heparan sulfate proteoglycan core protein. Gene Ontology annotation, cellular component: plasma membrane. The record is from RefSeq and is a predicted model, not a curated record. Lineage: Eukaryota; Metazoa; Arthropoda; Insecta; Hymenoptera; Formicidae. Bases 181 to 13269 code for a protein of 4362 amino acids. The transcript is spliced from 43 exons. Gene Ontology annotation, molecular function: protein binding; calcium ion binding.
ACUGCUUCCAAAAAGGAAGCAGAAUAUCAAAGUGGCGAGAAAGUUAUAGAGACAGAAACGAAAUUGGAAAACAAUGUAUCUAAUAGAAAUAAUAUUGACAUCAAUAACUCGGCCACGUACCAUUCUAAAAACGUCACUUUGGGCGCCGCGAAAAGUAAUUAUGAUAACAAUGAAACGAACAUGGAAAAUCAUCUUUUGAUGACUCAAGAAAACUCAAAUAACACUGUUACCCGACAGACAGAUAAGUUGGUUUGCGUGUAUCUUGCAGACAAACGUAUAGUAUGUCGUCGAAAUGACUCAACCGCUGUUAAAGUUUCGAUUAAGCCAAUUUAUACGACAACUUCUGAAACAGUGACGGUGACAGAUGACGCUAAUAUUAAUCAAAAUUCUAGUAUAGCAGAUGUACGUGGCGAAAGCAGGACUCUUGAAAAUAAGCCGCGCGAGAGGCACGGAUCGGCUUACCGAAACGACAUGAGAAAAUUAUUCUCUUCUUCUUUGAUGAAAACGUCUACGGAAUCCGCAGUUGAUGCACGGACUUCAACGAUAGCAAACAGUGCCUCUUCAAAAAAUUCUAAUUUAUUACUCAAUCAAACUUACGAGCGACAAAAAUUGGGAGAAAAUGAUAUUGAAACAAAGAAUAACAAUCUGGAUAGUAAGAAAGAUUUUUUUGGAUACAAGGCGAAAAAAGAUGGUGAGGUUUCAAAAGAUUACGGGGAAUAUCUGAGCCGCCGCGUCGUGCCACCCAAAAGAACAGCCCCCGUAACUGCGAGCGCGAAUAAAAUCGAAGACUACACCGUAACGAGUGUAAAAUACGACCGAGCGCGGAAAGCAGCUUCAUCUGUUUCAAAAGAAUUGUCCACAACAGCGAAAACGAACAAGAAUUAUUAUUCCUCGAUGAAGACAGAAAAAUUGCUGUAUGAAGUAAAAUCACCUCAAGUAGAAAUACGUCGUUUUCCAGCAAUCAAUGCCGUUGAAGAUGUCGAUAUAAUGUCAAACCUGUCAGCUUCGAAUCACAACACGACCCAGCAUGGAGGUAAUAAAAAGUAUAAUAGUAAAACGCGCAAGCAGUCAAAUGUUCUUUUCGAGAAAUGCUACGGAAACAACAAAAGGACGCGGAGUGACGAGGAGAUCGAUUCCGGAUUGGUAAGUUCCGACGAGACGCCAGGAUCGGUAACUGCGAAUGAUCGUACGUACACGUCGAAAGAAUCGCAAGAAUCCAGGGAGACUCUGGAUUCGCCAGCAGACGAUUUCGGCGUCCUGAUAUUAAGCUCCACGACAACGAGGGCUCCCGAGGUCGUCACGCGGGAUGCAAACGAAUCCAGGGAGAAGUCUACCGAAAGGCACGGCAGACGCAAGCACAAGAGCCAUAAUGAUCGUAAGAACAACAGACCCAAGAAGAGGAGGAAGAAUCCCGACGCGAAGCGUAAGAGAAAACCGACAUCGACCGUCGCUUGGGAAGUCGACGUGCUGACGAGCGUCGAUUAUGGCGGCGCUUAUAGUUCGGAGCGGACGAAGACUACGCUCCCUCAUAACGGUCCAGAAUACGACAAAGCUGACGGUAAUCGGAAUACGAGCACUGGCAAAAACGACUGGUAUCUCACUGAUGAAAUUACAACGGAAUCUUUUAAGACAGAAUUCUCUAACGCUGAUGAGUCCGUUACAUCAAGCCCCACGGAAGACAGCACUCACAAUGGACCUGGAUCGGAAGAAACGAGUGUGGAUCUUGUCACCAGCAGCACCGUAUCCUAUUUAUCAACGGAGUUCAAUAAGAAAGAUUCUAAAAAAUGUAAAGUAUCAAUUACCACUACCGAGAGCAGCUGGCUUAAAAAUUUGUGGUCAAACGAGGAUAAAGAAAUAGAGCAGGAAUCGGCCAAGUGUGAAGAAGACGUUACUUGGUUUCCGACCACAAACGAUUCGGUGGAAAGAGAAACAAGUUACGACAGUACUUCUGUCAGCGAUGGCUCUUCCACGUACGACGCGAUAUCUCAAUCAGACGGUAUUACUGUGUCAUUUUCCGGCAGAGAAAAUAAGGAGAUAAGCAGCGAAGAAAUGAGCACAGCAUAUAGUACGGUUAAGGUUGGAGAAAGUAACGACGAGAGAGACACGACAGGUAAAUCGAUCUUGGACGAAGAAAGUGACGAAAACAAUGAAGUACAGUUCUGGGGUCUAGAAAGUGUCACGCGUCCAGCGAGCGGAGGUACUACGCACGACGCGAAUUCGGAUCUCGAUAGCGAAGAGGAAAGAGACGCGACGAAGAAAUUGAUAUUCGACGAGGACAACGAGAUCGACAACGGCGUCGCGGCGAUCACGGAGGAUUACGAGAGCGACAAUUGCAGCGAGACCCAGCACGCUUGUGAUAAAUAUACGUGCAUCGAGGAGGACCGAAUCUGCGACGGUAUCGUAGAUUGUCUCAGUGCUAAUGACGAAACCGACUGCGAUUACAUAUACAUCAAGAGGUGGGAAAUGGAUCUGAAAACUAAGUCGCGUCUUCUCAUCUCAUCGAACACCGUCGAGGACACGUUGCUUGACGGAUGCAGCCGUUACGAACAUCCUUGCGAUGGUACGUGCAUAAACGCGCUGAAUGUCUGCGACGGCAAGAAGGACUGCCUGGACGGCACGGACGAGGAAAACUGCACCGAAGAAUGCCCCAACGGUCAACUACCCUGCGACAAUGGCGUCUGUAUCAAUAAGAACUUCUUCUGCGACCACAAUGUCGACUGCCACGACGCUAGUGACGAACGAAAUUGCCCGGACAGCGGAGAGAGCGGCGGCUCGGGCCAAGAGUGUCACCACGACAGCUUCAUCUGCGGCGACGGCAGAUGCAUACCUCGAGCCGCAGUGUGCGACGGACGUGCGGAUUGUCUGCACGACGAAGACGAGAUUAAUUGCCGUCAAGGAUGCACGCGGGACCAGUUCCAGUGCGCCAAUGGAGAUUGCAUCCGCGCCGAUCAGAAGUGCAACGGCAUCGUCAACUGUGCCGACGGUUCCGACGAAGAACCGGAGAAAUGCGAGACGCCAGAGCCAUCGCCAUCAGGCCAGUGUGCUGCGGAGCAAUUUAUGUGCAUUUCGGAUAGAAGGUGCGUUCCAGUGUCCUCCAUCUGUAACGGAAUUCCAGAAUGUCGAGACGGAUCCGAUGAGCAUAAUUGCGUUCGCAAAUGCCCGCACGGGGAAUGGAGAUGCAAGAGCGGCAAUUGUAUACCCCAUCAUCAACGUUGCGAUCGCCGGAUCGACUGUCCGUACGACGACAGCGACGAGUUGGGCUGUCACCAUAAGGCGACGGAAAGAAAUCAUAGUAGGUGCAGCGCGCACGAAUGGAUGUGCAAUGACGGUCAUUGCAUCCCGCUGCACCAGCGAUGCGACAAAAGGCUCGACUGUCCUAGAGACAUGUCCGAUGAGAUGGAUUGCAGUUAUGAUAAUUAUACCGAUGGAACAUCCGAUCUUAAACUGAAGACUUAUCCCAGUGAACAAGUGAUCAAAGAAAACCCGGCGAAGCAAGGUCGCGAGGUCGUGUUCCAAUGCCGUGACGAGGGUCAUCUACGUGCCAGAGUACGGUGGGUUCGCGGCAACGGCCUUCCUCUGCCGUCCGGCAGCCGAGACAUCAACGGCCGCUUGGAGAUACCCAACAUCCAACUCGAGCACGCUGGAACGUACAUUUGCGAAGCCGUGGGUUAUCCACCGUCCACCCCAGGCCGUCAAGUUAGCGUCGCCCUCGCCGUCGAGAAGUUCGAGCAACCGGUCACCAGGCCGCCGCAAGUGUGCCAGUACGAUCAGGCUACCUGCAGCAACGGCGACUGUAUUCCCAAAACGUACAUUUGCGAUGGUAAAUUCGACUGCACCGAUGGAUCCGACGAAAUGCGAUGCAGUCUGCACGGAUGCGAGCCCAACGAGUUCCGUUGCAAUAAUAAGCAGUGCGUCAGCAAGCUGUGGCGUUGCGACGGCGACAAGGACUGCGCGGACAACAGCGACGAGGAGAACUGCGCGCCGUCUCCUCUGGGCUAUCCGUGCCGCUACAACGAAUUCGCCUGCAGCAGCAAUAAACAGUGUAUUCCGAAGAGCUACCACUGCGACAUGGAGCGCGACUGCUUGGACGGCAGCGACGAAGUUGGAUGCUCUCCCGUUUACAUCGUGAAACCUCCACCGCCGAUGGUCGUCCUCGUACCGGGCGACAUGUUGGUCCUCACCUGCACGGCGGUCGGUGUUCCGAUCCCGGAAAUCAACUGGCGUCUCAAUUGGGGGCACAUCCCCGCGAAAUGCACGACCGUGUCCACCAAUGGAACGGGCACGCUGACGUGUCCGGACAUAGAGCCGGAGGACCAGGGCGCGUACUCGUGCGAGGCGCUGAACGUCGGGGGCUUCGUCUUCGCCGUGCCGGAUGCGAUCGUUGUCGUAAAGGAACGCGGCAACGUCUGUCCGAGGGGCAAAUUCAAUUCCGAGGCGAAAAACGCCGAGGAGUGUAUCUCGUGCUUCUGCUUCGGCGUCGCCACCGAGUGCCGAAGCGCCGAUCUUUUCACUUAUCAGAUCCCGCCGCCGUUCGACCGUCACAAGAUCGUCUCGGUCGAGACCGUCUCGACGAUUAAGAUCCACGGCGACGUUAGCAAUCAGAUAUCACAAAUCCGCCCGCUCGGCCGGGACGGCGUUCAAUUGCUAGAAUCCUUCAGCAAUGAUCUGAACGACUACAGCAUUCCCUACUUCGCGCUGCCGGAGAACUAUCACGGCAGUCAAUUAAAGUCCUACGGCGGCUACCUGAAAUACUCGAUCCGCCACAGCGGUAACGGCACGCCGAACAACGCACCCUCUGUAAUCCUGAGUGGCAACAAUUACAUCCUGGUGCACAAAAGUGAAGACCCAACGCCGGAUUACGAGACCGAGAAGACCGUCAGGUUCUUCUACGGCGAUUGGUACAAGCAACAAGGAAGAGGCGAGGUUCUGGCCUCCAGGGAGGAGAUUAUGAUGACGCUGGCGAACGUGGACAACAUUCUUAUAAAAGUGAAAUACGACGACUCGCCGCAGUUGGACGUUCGUCUCACCAACAUCGUUAUGGACACCGCCGAUGUACGAAACACCGGUCUAGGAUCCGCGUCCUUCGUCGAGGAAUGUCAAUGUCCCACUGGAUACACUGGUCUGUCCUGCGAGCACUGCGCGCCUGGUUAUCUGAGACGCGAAAGCGGACCGUGGCUCGGGCAAUGUUACAGGGACGAACCACCGUGUCCUCCGGGAUAUUACGGCGAUCCUUCAAGGAAUAUUCCUUGCCAGAUUUGUCCCUGCCCGCAUACCAAUCCGUCGAAUCAGUUCGCCCGCACGUGUCAUCUUGGCUCUGACGGCCAACCCACGUGCGAUUGUCCUCCCGGCUACGUUGGACGCAGGUGCGAGCAGUGUGCCACCGGUUACCAAGGGAAUCCCCUUAUUCCUGGAGAUAUGUGCGUUCCACUUCAACAAUGUGAUCCUAACGGCAGCCUUAGUCCUAACGCUGAUCCUCAUACCGGAAAGUGUCACUGCAAGCAAUACGCAACGGGUCUUACUUGCAACCAAUGUAAGGCGAAUACCUUUAAUCUGGCCUCCGCAAAUCAAUUUGGGUGCAUAGCUUGCUUCUGCAUGGGCAUCACCAAUAGAUGUGCCUCUUCUAACUGGUACAGGAACGAGAUUCGUGUGUCAUUCACCAACUCGAUUCGGGGCUUCUCCCUGAUCGAAUCCAAGAGCACUGACACGCCAGACAUUGUGGAGGGAAUUCAUCUGAACACCAUCAGCCGGGAAAUAGUCUACAGCGAAUUUCCCAAUCGUGGUAACAAUGAUGUCUAUUACUGGCAACUGCCCAGCAUUUUCCUAGGGGAUCAAAUAACAUCUUACGGCGGCAAUCUGAAGUACACCGUCAGAUACGUGCCCUCUCCGGGCGGUCAGAGUUCAAGGAAUAACGCCGCGGACGUCGAACUAAUCAGCGCUAACGACAUCAACUUGCUCUAUUACUCUCGCGAGUCUCCCGAGCCUAACUCCCAGCAAUCAUUCACCGUGCCAUUGCUCGAGCAAUAUUGGCAACGUAACGACGGAACCCAAGCGGACAGGGAGCACCUUCUAAUGGCCUUAGCGGAUGUACGAGCCAUCAGAAUCAAAGCCACUUACACGACGCACACAGAUGAAGCUGCGCUCUCGUUUGUGUCUUUGGACACCGCCGAGAAAUACAACACAGGUAAGGCUCGUGCGGUCGAAGUUGAAGAGUGUACUUGUCCCAUCGGCUACAGAGGACUUUCAUGCGAGGAUUGCGACGUUGGCUACACUCGGGCCAUCGAGGGUCUCUACUUAGGCAUCUGCGAGCCGUGCAACUGCAAUAAUCACUCGAAUCAGUGUGACCCUGAAACUGGCACUUGCGAGAAUUGCGCUCAUCAUACCACCGGCGAGUUCUGCGAGCUGUGCGAACCGGGAUACGAAGGAGACGCUAACCGGGGCACACCGGACGAUUGCACAUACAGAAAUCCAAGACCUGAACCAUGCAGAUGUAACGAGGCUGGUGCGCGCAGCACUUCUUGCGUCGACGCCCGAUGCGAGUGCAAGAGGAACGUCGAGGGUCCAGAGUGUAAUCGAUGCCGCCUGUCGACAUACGGAUUACACGCCGAGAACAUUGAUGGAUGCAUCGAGUGUUAUUGCAGCGGGGUAACUGAUCAAUGUCACGAGAGCACAUUGUACGUACAGCAAAUACCGAUGUGGGUAUACGACUCACAUCACGGUUUUACUCUCACGGACUCGACUAGACGCGACAUAAUCGACGACGGCUUCGAGCUAAAUGUGGCGAUGAAUGAAAUCGGCUAUCGGUAUCCGGAUAACAGAAACCACAGACUGUUCUGGUCGCUUCCGAGCGUCUUCACCGGUAACAAGGUGAAGAGUUACGGCGGUAACUUGACUCUGACGCAGCAUAUCACCGCGUAUCCUGGCGCUCAGAGUUAUAAGGAUCAAGACAUUCUACUGAUUGGCAACGGCAUCACAUUGUACUGGACAAAUCCGGUGGAACUCCAACCCGAGAUUCCGCUGACCUAUCACGUUCCGUUGAAAGAGCACGAAUGGAGCCGACUGACCUCUGAAGGACCGCGCAGAGCUUCCAGGACGGACCUCAUGAUGGUGCUUUCCAAUCUGGAGGCUAUUUUGGUCCGCGCGUCCCACAGCGAGCGAAUGACCGCAACAUACAUCAGCGACAUCAGCAUGGACACAGCCGUGGAGAAUCAGGUCGGAAACCGACGAGCGACUCAGAUCGAGGCUUGUCGUUGCCCGGCCGGCUACACGGGCACCUCCUGCGAGACCUGCGCCCGCGGUUAUUACAGAGACACCAGCGACCGGACUGUCAGUUACUUGGGCGCGUGCAAUCUCUGCCCGUGCAACAAGAACGAGGAGAGCUGCGAGAUCAGCAGAUCCGGUCAUAUCAAGUGCCAUUGCCUGCCGGGUUACUCGGGACAGUAUUGCCAAGACAGUGGUGUCGGUGAACUCAUGGUAAGCCUAAUGCCCAUGAAAGGCGAAGUCGAGCCGUACUCCACGAUCCAAUUUACGUGCAACUAUGACUAUCCAGACAUGUUUCACAUCUAUUUUAAAUUGUCGUCGCUCGACGGAUUUCCUGUAACUGCGCGGAGCGGCAAAAUCGGCCCGAUAGUGAAGACAGAGAAAGGAGCUGUCCGCACAUGGUUCGUCCAUAUGAGACGUACUCCCUGCAACGUGGAAUGUCACAUCGUGAAUUACCGUGGCAAAGAACUGGUCAGGAUCGUGACUUCGAUUACGCCAGUUGAAGAACCGCAUACCACUACGCCGAGUCCAGUAUCUCCACCGAGGAUCAUAGUUUACAUACAGGAGCCGGAAUUCCAGAUCGUCCACACUGGAAAUACCGUCCGAUAUCAUUGCACAGGCAGAUCGAGAGAUAGCGAGUCGGUACACAUCAGAUGGGAGAAAGAAGGUGGCCAAUUACCGCCUGACAGAAGCGUAGAUGACUCGUACGGAUUGUUGGUCAUUAGAGACGUGAAGGUAUCUGACAGCGGUAUAUACGUCUGCCAAGUGAGCGAUGGAAUAAAUAUCGGGUAUAAGAAAGUCUCGCUGACUGUUGGAGGAGCCAGUCCGGUGGAGCCUAAAGCCGUUAUUAGUCCAUCGUAUCAGCAAGUGAGGGAAGGCGAACCGGUUGAGUUCCGCUGCGAAGCCACUGGUAAUCCGCCACCCCAAUUGGACUGGAUGCGAGUGCACGGAAGCAUGAGUCCAGAGGCGACAUUCUACAACGGCGUGUGGAGUCUUCCAGCCGCAUCGAAGAACGACGCAGCCGAGUACAAAUGUGUCGCUAGGAACAACGUCGGCACAGACGAGAAGACGACGAUCUUAUACGUUCAAGACAAUCCUAACAAACCGCCGCCUCAAGGCUUGCCGCCGACCAUAACUCCGUCCGAGUGGUCCGGAACCAGCGAAGAUGUCGUCAGACUGGUUUGCACGCCGUCUCAACAUGCAAACGUCACCUGGACGAGGUCCGGCGGAUUGCCGCUGCCUUAUACCGCCAGUCAGCGCGACGGGGUCUUAACGAUCAUCAAUCCCACCUCCAGCGAUUCCGGCAUAUACGUGUGCACCGCGACGAGCGUUCGUGGAACGGAGACGAGCACCACCGCUAGGAUUACGAUUACGUCCCACAGAGAACCACCGACGAUCAAGGUCAGGCCGGAACGGCAAGAAGUGUCACAGGGCACAGUGGCAGAGGUGCGAUGCAUUACCAGCGGAGAGCCAGGUCUACAGGUGAAAUGGAGCAAGUACACGGAAACGAUGAGUCCUCGUGUCCAGCAAGUAGGGGACACGCUCAGGAUUAUUAAUGUCCAGAUCUCCGACCGUGGAGUGUACAUCUGCCGGGUUGGCAGCCCCACGGGCAGUUACGAGGCCAGUGCCAUCAUCGAAGUUGAACCUCGCGAGGCUCCAAUUUUAGAGCUGUAUCCACAAGAUGUACAAACGGUCAUCCUCGGCGGUUCCGCUGAUCUUCAAUGUCGCGCGAAGGCCGGCUUCCCGGUACCCGAAUUGCAAUGGUCCCGCCAAGACAAUCGACCAUUCGCUUCCAACGUCGAGCAGCUUCCUGGCGGACUUCUCAGACUGUCGAACAUCACGGCGAACGACGGCGGUGCUUACAUCUGUUCCGCGUCAAACGAAGUCGGCUCGACGUCGGUCAUCGCGCACAUCGAGGUGCAGUCCAUGCCUGUGAUCACCAUCACUCCGAAACAUGGUAUCUUGACUGUUAAACGUGGAAGUCGAGUCCGUUUAAUGUGCAGCGCGAGCGGUCAUCCGCAACCCAAUGUAGCUUGGAGCAAACACAUGAACGGAAUAACUAUACAUGAGUAUAGCAGAACAGCGGCUACUCCCUUGAGCGCCGUUUACGAAAUAUUCUCCGUAUCAUCCGACGACGAAGGCUCCUACACUUGCCAAGCCACGAACCCCGUAGGAAUAGCCGAAGAGCGUGUCCAGAUCCGCAUCGAGGACGACGAUGAUGUGCCAUGCACUGGCGACAGAGGCGAUAUUCCGUGCGACGAUCGACAGCAGCCGCAACCUGAUAGAGACCCGAACCAAACAGGAGGAGGCGUACUGAUUCCCAAAGACUACUUGAGAAUUCCGAACGGCGGCAAAGUGGAGAUGCGUUGUCAGGUCUUUGGCCCGGAUGGAGCCCACAUCUAUCUAGAUUGGAAGAGAAGCGAUCAUCGCUCCCUUCCGGAAGGCAGCACGGUGCUCAAUGGAGUACUCAGUAUUCCGACCGUUGACACGAACGCGGCCGGAGAAUACAUCUGCUUGGGCUUGGAUCCUGCCGGCGCCGUACUCUUCCGAGCGAAAUCUCAUCUUGAAAUUAUAUCUCCGCCGAGAAUCGAAUUAAAUCCAACACGUCAAACAGUGGGACCUGGAGAAAAUCCAUCCAUAAUUUGCACCGCCACAGGAGACGAACCCCUACAUAUUGAGUGGGAGGCUAUAGGUCGCCCGUUGCCAUAUUCUGUAUCGCACAACGGCGGCAUCCUGCAAUUCCAUGGUAUCACCUAUUCCGACGCUGGCAAAUAUGUGUGCAAAGCAACGAAUGCAGCAGGAACGGCGGACGCGGUAGCAGAAGUUUUAGUCAAUGAACAUUCUUACGAUAAUGCAAGGAUCCGCGCUGAACAAAGAGAUGUGGUAACUUACGCCGGCAAUUCCGUGCGCUUACGUUGCGAGAUGCGCGAACGUGCGAUGAUCCAUUGGAGCCGAGAUGGGCAACCCUUGCCGGCCAACGCGCGAAUCGGAGAAGAUUACUUAGAGCUGGUGCAAGUGAAACCGGAGGAUAGCGGAAAAUACAUCUGCCAGGUCCACACGAGCCGCGGCGUAUCCAGCGAUUAUAUUAAUUUCAAUGUUUCUCUAGUUAAUUUGCUUGCGGAUUGCAUGCCAGUGUACCGAUCGCAGUGCAGGCACUGGGAGUAUCAAUGCAGAAGCCUACAAUGCAUUCCGAUGGAAAACUUUUGCGACGGCUAUGUUCAGUGCAACGACGGUACUGACGAACGCUUCUGCCGCAACGCGCGCUAUCGCCAAUAUCUUCAGAGACGACGCGCUGCUGCGGUGCCUUCAAUAAGCAUCGAGGUGUCCCAAGAUCCAAUAAACAUCGGCGAUACGGUCGACAUACAUUGCACAUACGCUGGAACACGCAGUCCACGUUAUCGUUGGACGAGACCGAAUCACGUCAGCCUGCCAAUAAAUGCUCAAGAGUACGGCAAUAUCUUGAGAUUAACUAAUGUAGCCGUUAGCGACAGCGGGCCCUACAGGUGCAUAGUAGACACGCCCGAAGGUGUACUCGAAAAGGACUUCAAUCUGAUCGUCCACGGUGGAAUCCUCGAUGAACCAGCGAUUGAAACGAAAUUCGCGCCAUAUGGGUCACGUCUGGAGAUGGAUUGCCGUCUGGAUCUCGAUCCGCCAAUACAGUUCCAGUGGAGUAAGCUUGGUGGACUUCUGCCACGUGAUAACCAUAUUUCUGAGAACAAAUUAAAGUUGAGUAAUGUAAAAGCCGAAGACGCUGGAACAUACAUUUGCGUAGGAAAUAAUGGAGAAACACGUGUCGAGGUGCCUACGGUGCUGGUUGUAACAGGAGUCGUGCCUAAUUUUAGUCAGGCACCCGAAAGCUACAUCGCUUUCCCGCCACUACCCGAUUCCUAUCUUAAGUUCAACAUCGAAAUCUCUUUCAAACCAGAAAGUUACGACGGCAUUUUAUUAUACAACGACGAGUCAGGCCAGGGCAGUGGCGACUUUAUCAUGCUGUCUCUAAAUAAUGGAUACCCGCAAUUCAAAUUCGAUCUCGGCUCCGGAAUAGCUGUUAUUAGCGCGAAUAACUCUGUUAUUCUGAGCGAGUGGAACACCAUCAAGAUCCAACGCAAUCGAAAGGAGGGUACGAUGCUGGUGAACGGCAAGGGCCCUUACAAGGUGCUCGCUUCGGGCAGACGCCAAGGUCUCGACCUCAAAGAGCCCCUUUACAUCGGCGGAGUGCCCAGCGGCGGCACAAUCAACCCACAGGCUGGGGCGAACACAGGUUUCGUCGGAUGCAUCAGCCGACUAGUCCUCGGGGAGAAACAGGUCGAUCUGAUCGGCGAUCAGACCGAGAGCGCGGGCAUCACGACCUGCGAGACCUGCGCCGAGAAUCCCUGCAACAAUGGUGGUGUAUGUCAGGAAGCGGCCACAAAGAACGGCUACACAUGCCUGUGCCGAGACGGUUUCAGCGGCAAGCACUGCGACAACGUCGGGCAAUCCUGUUACCCAGGUGCUUGCGGAGAAGGUAAAUGCGUCGACAAAGAAGUCGGCUUCGAUUGUUAUUGCCCGAUCGGGAAGACAGGAUCAAGAUGUGAACAUUCGGUGAACAUCUACGACCCGGCUUUCCAUAAUGAUAGAGCUUUCAUCGCUCACGAGACUCCAAAGGCUCUUAGACGGCUUAAGGUAGCCAUGAGUUUUAAACCUGCGGACACUGGGGACGGGAUCUUGAUGUAUAGCUCUCACAGUGACGAGGGCCUCGGGGAUUUUGCAGCGCUCGUAAUAAAGGACAGACACGUCGAGUUUCGCUUCGAUAUCGGCUCCGGAUUAACGACAGUACAAUCGCCGUACGUCGUACAACCCGAUGUAUGGACGUCCAUCGUGGUGAAUCGAGAUUUCAAGGAUGCGAAAUUGUCGGUGAACAGGGAACCGUUUGUGGAAGGCAAGUCACUCGGGGCUGCGAGAACCAUGAAUCUGAAUACGCCUCUUUACAUCGGAGGGGUAGAUCACAGAAGGAUUACGAUCAAUCGGAACGUCGGUGUCGAUCGCAGCUUCCGUGGUUGCAUAAGCCAACUCGAGGUUUCGUCGGUCAGUUUGGACAUAGUGAAGUCAUCGAUCGACGCGGCCAACAUCGAGGAUUGUUCAGAACCUCAUCCAAAUUGGACGAUCCAUACCACUCCGGCGUCCACGCAGCCACCAACAACAUCGUACGACCCUUGUGCAUCGAAUCCUUGCAUCCACGGCCAGUGUCAAAGUCUAAGCGAUGACUAUUCGUGUGUAUGCGAAUACGGAUACGCGGGCCGGAACUGCGAGAAGAUGCAGAAGCAAUGCGAAUUUCUCACCCCGUGUAGAAACGGCGGUACCUGCACGGAUCUCCAUGAGUCUUACAAGUGCGAUUGUCGCCUCGGUUACAACGGGCAAAAUUGCGAAAAGCUGGCAGAGAUAACGUAUGAUGUUGCCUUCAGAGGAGAUGGUUGGCUAGAACUAGACAGAUCUGUCAUGACGCACGAAGAAGAGCGUGAGGUUUUAGGUCUCGAGAUCAGCACUAAUAAAAGCCACGGACUGAUCAUGUGGCACGGUCAAACACCGAAUGAUCUAAAUCCCGAUGAUUACAUUGCUGUUGCUGUAGUAGAUGGGUACGUGGAGUAUCAAUACAACUUGGGCUCUGGUCCCGCUGUGAUUCGCGUUACUGCCCAGCGCGUGGAUGAUGGGGAACGACACAGGAUAAUCCUGAAACGUCAAGGAAGCGACGGCAGCAUCGAAUUAAACGGCGAGCACACCGAGAGCGGUGUCAGCGACGGGCUUCAGCAGAUCCUGAGCGCGAGGGGUAGCGUUUACUUGGGCGGCUUACCGGACUACGCGAUGACUUACGGCAGAUAUCACGACGGAUUCUCCGGUUGCAUUUACACACUGGAGGUGCAGGACUCAGGGGCUAUCGAUAUCGGCGAAAAGGCCAUCAGAGGAGUAAACGUUUCACCGUGCACCAGUGAUCGAACUGAUAGACUUCCCACACGUGGUGACCUCGAGAGAUACUGAAGAGAAAAUCUGCAUUUGCAUCUUGAAGAAUGUACCGUGAAUGUACCAUUGACGAGCGAUAUUGUUAAUGUGAAUGCCGCGUUUAAAUACAAAUAUAUACGUUAAAUUUUUCAUACAUACCUAAUAUUUUGAGGAGGACGCUAGAAGUAUAAAGGAUCAAAAGCAAAUCUGUUGUUACAGCUAAUCAAACGUUGUCAGAACAUUGUGUAACAUAAAGGUGCAACUUUUCGAUUUGGUUUGACGGGACAUCCUGUAUAUGCGCAAAAAUCGAAAAGUGAAACGUAUUUAAAAUACAUGUAUUUCUUUAAUGAUUCAUUAUGAACGACUUGAGGUAACAUGUGAAAGAUACGAAAGUAACUAUUGCUAAGCGAGCAACAGAACAAUUUUAUAUCCAUAGAUAUACAGAGUCUACCUGCACUAAUAUAUUGCUAUCGAUAUUUUAUAAUUAAAAUAACUAUAACGUUUUAUACCGCUUUAUUUGUACAAAAAGAGAUAGAUACAUUCAAUUCGCAAAUAACGAAUCGUUAUUUUAAAAGCGACAGAAAAUUUAUGCAUCAUUGUCAUCUACAAUCCAUCACUCACUAUCAGUUGCAAUGUAAAUACGGACGUAGCGAUUAAGCUUCUCAAUUAUCAUGUCUUUCCCCGUCUCUCCUUAGGUCUGUUUCUUAUAAUCAAGCUUUGCGGUAUCUUAUUUUUGCGAAUCAGCUGGACGACUUCGAGCAGCUGAUACGGUGACUGAUACGAGAGGAAAGAUGAAGUUGACGAUAAAGUACAUAGUUAUAUAAUUUUUCACUGCCAUGUGCUGAGUUAUUCAUAUUUAAAAUAUGACAAGGUCCUGCGCCGUAGAAGGGACAGAUAUUAUUCACUGGCGUAUGAGUGUAAUCAAAGCUUUAAGACUUUGAUAUAUCUCCCAUUAUAUUACCGAAAAGACAAUAAAUUCUCGUCAUAGCCAAUGCCAUUUCAUUGGAGAAACGAUAAACGACUUUUUAACGAUGUUAGAUAUUGCAUUUUUGCACGUUGAAAAGAGAAUGCACAUUUGUAUAUUUAUAAUGCGAAACACAUAAGUUUUACGGACAUUACUCUCCCCCCCCCCCCCCCCAUUGACGUCGGCUAUUAAUCUCUGAAAAGCAAGAUCCUUGAAGCAAAACGCGUACAUCAAUAAUCAAAGAGAGUUGAUGAACUGUUGAUUCUUCGAAUCCAGAUUGCACUCAUACCAUGAUGAAUACUUAUCAUUUAUCGUAUACAUAUACAUAUGUAGGUGCUUAAAUGUGAUUUUUAAUACGAGGGAAUAACAGGUGAAUUAAUCAAGGAUUGAUAAACAAAUGAUGAAUGAGUAACUGACAGCAUCAUCGAACGUACGUACGUUUUUUUAUUAAACAAAUUUUAAUCAGUCUGCGUGAUAUAUGAAACGAAGAAAGUUACGUAUGAGAGAGAGCGGUAGGCAUAAGGAUGGCAUAAAAGAAUCGUGUGUGUUGCUACAUAUAUAAAAUUUAUAUCAAAUAGAUUACGAGAGAUUCGCGUAUAAAGUAAACAGUAAUUAGCACUCUCUAUAUUCGAGACCUUGUGAAAGUAAAACGUACAAUUCGAUAAUAAUAAUAAUUGUUCGGCCAUCAAGAUAUAUCGUAUAUCUGCACACGUAGAUUAUUCCAGAUAUCGGUUCAAGUGCAAUAUCUGCAAUAAAGCAAUUACUUUACUAUAUUUUCAAACGAUUGAAACAAUUAAUUUUAGUCUUUCCAAGCCACUGGACUAUAUUAGAUAUAGUUGUAGACACAAUGUUUUCAUAUCGGUAAAACUUCUCGGAUAAUUAACCGUCGAUUAAAUACGUUUUCCGUGUGUCUAUUUUAUAAGUUUACAUGAUAAAAAUUAGACUAUAUUCAUAGUAUAAUUAUUACAAAUAUACGAGAGAAAUUUGCAGCCAAUGCAUUCUUCUGAACCUUUUUUUGUUCUUCACAUUUUCUCAUUAAUAUUUACUUCGUCAAGAAGUAUUGUUUAAAUUGUACAAAAUGCUAUAUUUUUCAAUGAUCUUUACAUAUAACGUACCGCAGUAUGUGCGCUAUCGAUAUAUAAUGUUUCGUUAGUAUGUUCUUUACGGUAUAUAAUCAGAUUAAUCAGCCAAACCAUUGCGCGCGACGAAAGGGAAAAGUAUCACUGAACGAGAUUCUACAGAUUGCCUUUAGAUAUUAUUUGAGGAAUGAGAUACCGAGAUAAUGUAUCAUAGCCCCCGUGGAAUUUUCUACGAUCGCUACGAUUCUAUUAUAACACUGUAAAUGAUCAUGUACAGAAGAAACCGAUGCAUAUACCUGUAUAUUAUAUUCUAACACACUUCAACCGUACACUCCGACAUCGAAUGAACGCUUUUGGAUGUUCAUGCAAACGUUAGUUACAUAAUACUGUAAUAUGUACGUAUAUUGCAUUAUAUGUACAGGGUGCAAUCACAAAUAUUCCGGUCUGAAAUGCCUUCUUCACGCAAUUGCGGCGCUCGGAUGAAUAAUGUCAGUGGCAUCCUAAUUAGAACACUUCAAUUAGCAGCGAUAUUUCAGGUGGUAAUAGCUAAUAUUGCUCCGCCCUGUAUAUAAAAUCACUACUGAAAGUAUCUACCGUAAUACAUAAACAUAAAUGUAGUCUAUUGUUACAUAAUAAUUCUUCAAAGAAAAUGAGACAAUAAAUUAUAAUUUUGCUAACAAA